AUGUUUCGUUUUGAUCCGACAUUCCUGAAACUCCAGAAAUUGAUCAGAAUGGGAGAAGCUGGUCAAUCCAGAGAGGCAGAAUCUACCACGCCUCUAGUUGGCGGUGGAGCUGGGGACAAUGUGGCUGCACCACAACUGUUUCAGUCUUUACCAGCUCUUAAUGAAGCUACUUCUUAUAUAAACCAAGCCACUUCUUACUUGGGGAGCUGUUUUUCUGACUAUUCAGUCGAAUAUGGUGGUAAGGAUUCAUUUGAUUCAAUUUCCCACCCGCAUGAGUUGUUACGAUCAAAGUCAGGAGUUGACGGAGAUUCCCCAGUAAGUGUGUGCGUUUCUCCUGGUGGAAGGUGCUCAACUUCUUCAGAGGCAUCUACCUCUACAUUAAACAGCCCAUCAAAGGAAUCUACAGAGACUCUGUCUCAGGCAACAAAUGCAAUCGUGACAACGAAUCGGUUAGAUUUCAAUGGGAUUUCCAUGUUUCAAGGGCUCCUUGAGAGGGCACGGAGGACUGUACGUGGCUCAGCAGAUGACAUAGGAUGGUUACAGAGAGACCCGGAGAUGCCUCCUGUUGAAGAUGGAACUGAUAGGUUCAAUAGUAUCUUGGAAGAGAUUGGGCAUGGUGUACACAGGCUUCCAAAUACAUUGGUGUACUUAUUGGUUCCAGGUCUUUUCAGCAAUCAUGGACCUCUAUAUUUCGUUGAUACGAAAACUAAAUUCUCAAAGAUGGGUUUAGCGUGUCAUAUUGCGAAGAUUCACAGCGAGUCUUCGGUUGAGAAAAAUGCGAGAGAGAUAAAGGAAUACAUAGAGGAACUCUGUUGGGGAUCUAAUAAAAAGGUUCUGCUUCUUGGGCAUAGCAAAGGAGGUAUAGAUGCAGCUGCUGCUCUAUCUCUCUACUGGCCUGAGCUUAAAGAUAAGGUCGCUGGGUUAGUAUUGGCACAGAGUCCAUACGGUGGAAGCCCAAUAGCUACAGAUAUCCUCCGUGAAGGACAACUCGGUGACUACGUCAAUCUGAGAAAGCUCAUGGAGAUUAUGAUAUCCAAAGUUAUAAAGGGUGAUAUUCAAGCGUUGGAAGAUUUAACAUACGAGAGAAGGAAAGAGUUCUUGAAGAAUCAUCCGCUGCCUAAAGAACUCCCCACGGUUUCAUUCCGGACAGAAGCUAGCAUUAGCCCAGCGGUUCUAGCCACUCUAUCACACGUCGCGCACGCCGAGCUUCCUCUCACGAACCAGGCCGCGAAACUUCCGGUGGUGAUGCCACUCGGUGCCGCAAUGGCUGCUUGCGCUCAGCUGCUUCAAGUGAGAUACGGCGAGAAGAGUGACGGGCUCGUGACUUGCUGCGACGCAGAGGUUCCUGGCUCCGUGGUGGUGAGACCAAAGCGGAAGCUAGACCAUGCGUGGAUGGUUUACUCUUCCUUGAACGAGGUUCCUUUGGAAGCUGACGCUGCUCAAGUUUGUGAAGCUCUCUUGACGUUGCUUGUCCAAGUCGAGGAAGAGAAGCAACGUAAACUCGAUUGA
This is a messenger RNA of Microthlaspi erraticum, 1509 nucleotides long. The record is from the annotation of a GenBank genome assembly. NCBI's taxonomy places the organism in Eukaryota, Viridiplantae, Streptophyta, Magnoliopsida, Brassicales, Brassicaceae.